Colletotrichum spaethianum is the source of this 651-nucleotide messenger RNA. RefSeq names its product beauvericin cluster-specific repressor BEA4. Gene Ontology annotation, biological process: regulation of DNA-templated transcription. The coding region runs from base 1 to 651 and encodes 216 amino acids. Gene Ontology annotation, molecular function: zinc ion binding; DNA-binding transcription factor activity, RNA polymerase II-specific. The record is from RefSeq and is a predicted model, not a curated record. The transcript has 2 exons. NCBI's taxonomy places the organism in Eukaryota, Fungi, Ascomycota, Sordariomycetes, Glomerellales, Glomerellaceae.
AUGCCAAAUACCGGCAAACCAAGUCCUAACUGCCACCUCUGUCGCCAGAGGAGGGUGAAGUGCGAUCUGGCCCGGCCGCAGUGCCAGAGAUGCGUCAAAUACGGGGUCCAGUGUCCCGGGUACCGCGACGACCAAGACCUGCGCUUCCAACACACCGAUGCAGUGUCUUUUGGACACCGGAGAGGGAAGAGGCAACAACAGAUCCACCCGCCGUCCUCUCCGGGGGCUUUAGAGGUGAUUGCAUUGACACCCGAGUCGACGGCGUCGCCCGUAUCGUCACAGGAGUCAGGUAGCCCGGGUUAUCAGUCUGCCGGGACGCCUCCCCUGCCUGUUCCGCGGUCGGUUCGUCAGCACUGGACGGCCGAGUCCAUACCGCUCGUGAUCGGCCUCUACUCGAGUUUGGAUUUCCUCCCGAAACUGUUCAAAGAUGUCAGACAGGACCACUGUCUCGUCCUUGCCAGCCAUGUCUUCACUAGAGCAUACGUCAUCAACCGCUUUAGGCCGAGAAUGGACCAACGAGAGCUGUCAGUGUGUCUUGGUAACGCCCUGGCCUCAGUGCAGGAGGCCGUCAAGAGCCCCAAGGUAUACGCGGCCGAUUCCACAAUCGUAGCAGUCUGGCUGCUCGGGAACUACGAGGCAAGUCUCUUGUAA